This is a messenger RNA of Lepisosteus oculatus (spotted gar), 5450 nucleotides long. RefSeq names its product zinc finger protein 281b (gene znf281b). Gene Ontology annotation, biological process: regulation of transcription by RNA polymerase II. The record is from RefSeq and is a predicted model, not a curated record. Gene Ontology annotation, molecular function: DNA-binding transcription factor activity, RNA polymerase II-specific; sequence-specific DNA binding. NCBI's taxonomy places the organism in Eukaryota, Metazoa, Chordata, Actinopteri, Semionotiformes, Lepisosteidae. Gene Ontology annotation, cellular component: nucleus.
GACCCGUCCGCCAGACCCACAAUCCCCCGCGCCGAGACAAGAUGGAGGAGAGCAGCAGCUGCAGGAGAGCGGUGUUUGGGCUUUAGAGACUCAAAGGAACGAGUGAGAAAAGAGAGAAAAAUACCGACGCAGAGAGCCACCGGCGGCCAUGCACAGGAUAUUUGCUUUUGGCUCCAGCUAGUUUUCUGCCAGUGAUCACCAUGAGUAUUAUUCAAGACAAGCUUGGCAACGAGUUCCUUCGGAAUGGCAGCAUGGAGCCCAGCUUCCCGCCCGGAAUGAUCAUGUUCAGCCACCUCCCGCCGGUGACCAGCUUCACCCGCCUGGCCGCCCAGUCCGUCAUGCAGGACAUACCUCAGGACAUGAUCCUCAAGAAGGAGCGCGACUCCCCCGACGGGCCGGCUGACUUCAUCCACGCCAUGGGCAUCAAGCAGGAGAAGACCAGCGACCACGACUACCGGCUGCCCAUGUACGGGACCUCUGGGAAGAAUACCGACCUGCUGGAGGCGUCUCUGGGAAACCAAAACCUACUGGUGCACGAUCUGAGCCUGAGCAGAGAUCUGUCAGGUAGGCUAGUGAAAGAGACAAAGGAGUCUUUGGGACGGAAGGCCAGGCGGUCAAAUGGUGAAGGUCAGGGCGCCAAGCCGAGGAGGAAGCGUGGGGACUCCUCGAAGUCCAUGAUGUUGGAUGGGGAUGGAGGUAGCCUGUCUCCAAGCUCCAAACCCCACAUUUGUGAUAAUUGCAAUGCAGCAUUCAGGAGUUCCUAUCACUUGCGGAGGCAUGUGCUUAUCCACACAGGAGAGCGGCCGUUCCGCUGCGCCCAGUGCAACAUGAGCUUCAUCCAGAAGUAUCUUCUGCAGCGCCAUGAGAAGAUCCACAGUGGAGAGAAGCCGUUCAGCUGUGACCAGUGCAACAUGAGGUUCAUUCAGAAGUACCACAUGGAGAGACACAAGAGGACUCACAGUGGAGAGAAGCCAUAUAAAUGUGACACCUGCCAACAGUAUUUUUCCAGGACCGAUCGAUUAUUAAAGCACAAAAGAACCUGUGGAGAAGCCAUAAAGAAAGGAAUGGACGCCGGGACCUCGGAGCAGGGGGGCGCCGAGAUCGGACAGGGCAGCUACGCAAUCACUCAGGGAAACACAAGUGCUUCCGGCCGCAAAAAGGGCAAAUCCAAAAACUCUUCCGGCGAGGCCGGCGAACGGAAAAAGAAGAAGGGGAGCGAAGCGCAGAUGCCAAGUAACCUUAACCUGCAGGACUACGCCGUUGAAAUUCCCAUUGUGUCUUCGAGUAACAGUAUGCCAGGCACCAGUAUGCACAGCCAGCAGGCCCGAGCGCCCAAGCUCGUCUUCAAGAAAGUCAGCCGGAAGAACCCGGAGAAGAACGAGCUGUCCCUGGGGGACUCCCCAGCGGACCUGGUCGGGCAGAAGCUGCUGUCGGACAAGCCGGGGUCCCUGGACCUCGCUAGCAGCUCGGGGAUGGACAACAUGAGCCUCCUGCAGGGCUCGGGUUCGAAGCAAGGCCCGACGAGUAGCAGCAACUACGACGAUGCCAUGCAGUUUCUGAAGAAGCGCCGCUACCUGCAGGCCGCUGGCGGCGCCGCCGACUACGGGGUGAGCGUGGGGCACCUGCCCUCCCAGCAGACUGUCAUUCAGGGUGUGGUGACCGGCGUCAUGGACAGCGACGCCCCCCCGCUGAACCUCCUGGACUCCUCCCCCAUGAAUGUGGACAUCAAGCACGACAAGUCCGGCAUCCCCGACGAGGUGCUGCAGAGCCUGCUGGACCACUACUCCCAGAAGCCCGACGGCGCCCACGAGGUGCCCUUCGACCUCGCCGACCAGCACGUGGACAUCCACCCCUCCGGGGACAGCGCCGAGAUCGUGGCCGAGGACUCGCCCUCCUCCUCGGGCGACAAGGCCGUCAUCAUGCACGAGUACUCCAAGUUCCUGCUGCAGGCCCUGGAGCGGACCAGCCACAACAGCAGCUUCGCCCUGGGCCCCGGCGGGCCCUUCUCCAGCCUCUCGGCCAGCACGCACCCCGGCAGCACCUUGUUCUCCGACAAGCACGUCUACACCACACCGGCCCUGGAGUGCGGCUUCAGCCAGUCCCUGACCUCCGUGCUGCCCGCCGCCCUGCCAAAGUCCCACUUCGGGAUGCUGGCCGUCGCCUCGCAGCCCAGCUUCCACCUGGGCGGCCUGGACACCGCCCACCAGCAGCUCACCCCGUCCCAGGAGCUGACCGAGCAGCUGGAGCAGCAGCAGAAGAACAUGGAGCACUCCCCCACCUUCCAGAUGACGCCCCAAGACCUGGGGGGUCAGAAGGAUCAGGCCAAGAACCCCCCGUCCGGCUACCAGCUGUCUGGGCAGGACCUGGCCUCCCAGAUCGACCCCUCCAAGGGGAUCGACCUCCGAGCCACCUACCAGAUCGAGAACUUCGCCCAGGCCUUCGGGUCCCAGUUCAAGUCGGGCAGCAGAGUGCCACUGGCCUUCAGCACUAACUCUAGCGGAGAGGUUGACCACAGAAUACGGACUCCCGUCUCAGAAUUCUCAGGGUAUACUAGUUUGUUGGCCGACGUAAAUGAGCCAGUUAGUACAGGAGCAAAGACCCCAACAAGCCAAAGUUACAGGUAAGGUCUUAGGUGCGACCUGGUUGGAGGUUGUUUUUGUUUUUCUUUUUUUAUGUUUUAAGUAAAGUUAUGUUUUAAUUAUUACACUGCCAUUAGAAUGUUUCUACAAAAGUCCUACCAGGAAUGGUGUAUGUGACGUCCUUCCAAUGCAAUUUUUUUUAUUCUUUUUUUUUAAAUUGUACGUAGUCAGUUUUAUUCAUAUUAGCGUAAUGAUGAUAGGUCAGAUUGUAAAAUGAAUUUUAAGCAAAAUUAGGGUAGCUGAGGACUGGCUUAAUUAUUUUUCCAUCGACUUCUGUGUUUUAGCAAUCAAACUUUACAAUUGUACAAAAUAAUAAACUUGUGGCAGGGAAUAGCCCAGAUUUGAAAUAGCAAAAAAAGAUAUCGUCUGUUACAUGGAUAUUAAGUAUUACUCAGGAAAAUAAUGACGAGUGUAAUAAGGAGAGUUUAUGAAGUGCAGCAUGCACUCUGUUAGAGAUCUAGGUUUCGACCACAGGAAAAAAGUAGCUUCAGUUCUUAUUCCUUUUAGAAAUGAGUGCAAAAGUAAUGAACCUGCUUCCUGUGCAGUUACACUGAUAACACUUUUCCCUUAGAUUCUGGUACUUUUUGUUUGAUGUGAAACGCCCAGUUUCUGUCAGUAAGGGCCCAUAUAUAUUUAUAUGAAACGGAUCAGCUGUUCUGGGGCACUACAAAGCGAGAGGCGUUUUAGAAGGACAUUUGUUAGCCUGUUGAAAAGAGAAGGCUCAUGUUGGGCUCCGAGUCUCGGGAAUCCCGGCACGCGUGUUGCAGUACGGAUUGCGUACUGGGGUUCUGAGUCAUUGUUUGCAUGAGUGCCUCCAUUUGCAAAGUUAUUAGCGUAGCCCGGCCAGCAGCGGUGCCCUCCCCGGGGCCUGUAGUUAGAAGUCCUAGCAUCACUGUAGCAGUAGUGUAGGGGUGACUCUGGGUGUGCUGUAUGCCUGCCUAGCACAUGCGGGGUGUUAUUGUCGUAAGGUGAAGUGGCACGCUCUGAUGGCUGGCUCAUGUCUUUUCUAUAGGAAUCUGAUAAGCACUUUUAAUACCUAGUCACGAAAUAACAAGAAACACCAGUUAGAUUGCAGACAAACACAAGGGAACUGACCUGUGGCUAGAGGUGAUUGUUUUGUAUUGACCGAAGAUCUUGUACUGGGAACAGGACGGGGGUUAUUUCAUAAACUCGCCAGGUUUCUGGGUGUUUAUCAUGAGCGCCGUGUGAGCGAAUCUGUGGAUGCCGAUGACCUCUUUUGGACAGUAUUGAAGCCGUUCGAACAGAAAAGGGGGCAGAGUGACUCCAGAAUUAGACACUUCGAAAGGUGUCCGACUUGGUUUUGAAUUUUUUUUUUAAAAUCCUACCUCUGAAAUCAUACGUCACAUUUCAGAUCAAAAUUUCCAGCUUCGAGGUCCCCCCUAUCCCAGCAGGUACCAAGAAGUGAAAAGGGUGAGGUGCAAGAUGCUUCAGAUGCAAAAAAAAAUCACUGGACAUAAACCUGUUUACCAAAAAAAAAAAGAAACUCAUGCCUGAUAAAGAAGUGUUAUUUCUACAACUGAAUUUUUGCAAAAAAAAAAUGAUUGCGCUGUCUUCCGUGCUAUUUAUUAACUGUCCUGGAAUGGCAGAGGGGGUUGAUAUUUGUGUUUUUUUGGGGGUCCUAUGUGAUUGAGCCCUUUAAAAGGAGCGGAGAAAAAAAGACUGCAAGACUUGUCAUAUCAUAGGGAACAGAAACUGACCACUCAAAAGAGGCGCUAUGUUUUAAAUUAGAAUUGACCUUUAUAUACCUCAUAUCACUGUUUAAACGUAACCAGGGACACAUGUAUUCAUGUAUGUAGCGGAGAUGCUAUAGUGUGUAUUAACCAUAUUGUAUAACCAUAUUACAUCUUUUUAUGUAAACAGUGUUUACAAAAUGUGGAGAAAAAGUUUUUGUUUUGCUCUGUAAAGCAUUAAAAGCCAGGCAGUGUGCAGUCUCUGUAAGUACCACAUUGAAUUUGUUACUAUGAAUUUUUAUUUUUUGCCAUAUUGUGUUUUAAUAUGAUUUAGACAGGUUUCGUUUACAAAUAUGUAUAAAAACACUAAACUGCUUGUUUCUUUCUUUGUUUUAAACUUCAGAUCCGCAUGGUAUAAAAAAGAUUUUAUACAGCUCUUUUCCAGGUGUCUCCAUACCAAAUUUGUAACAGAUGUUUUUUUCUCCCUGUCUAUUCUUAUUCUUUGUCAUCUGUUUUUUUUUUUGGUUUGUUUUGGAAGCUUGUGAACUGAUUCGCAGGGCUGUACCCAUUAAAUAAAUCUAUAAAUGAUUAGAAAAAAUAAUUGUUAUCCACACUUCUUGCACAAACAUGAAUUUGAGUGCUCAGAAAAACAAUGUAGGUAUUUGUAAAGGUGAAUGUGGGGCAGGGGUUGAGAUUUUAGUAGGGCUGUGAUUUCUCAUUGUCUUCUAUACUAAAGGUGUGCACACACACCAUUUUGGGACGGCUGUGAUCCUUCCUAACCAAUUGUCAUCCUACUUGCUUCAGGAGUUUUAACACAGCGGAAUAUAGCUCUUACAGCUAUAUACAGAUGUUCAGGUAGCACGGUUCUGUGUUCUGUAAAGUCCACUUUUAUUAAUGGACUUAUCCACACUAAAUGUUUUCAGUGGGUUUCUUUUAAGGUUUGCAGGUUACCUCACGCUAAAGACUAAACCUGAGCACAGGGUCAUUAAUGUGUUUUUUUAUCUGCCCUGGGAAAACACUGAAUAAGCAUUUGGUGUAUCUUGCCAAUUGUUUUGAUUUUCAAAUUGUACUGGAUAUGUUUGGUUCUGAGAGUUUCAUAACCUUUGCUGUGCAAUAAACU